AGCAAAAAGAGUCUUGUGAUCAAUUGCAGUGGCUCCAGGGCGAAGAAAUAGUUUCGGGCAGGCGUAUUUUCAGCUCGUUUUACACACAUUUUCCCGACCCAACCAGUAUUGACGCGCAACGAAAAUGCCCAUCUGCGGACCGAAACUUUCCCUGUGCGGGUUGAUCAUCUCCGUCUGGGGUAUAAUCCAGCUGCUGCUGAUGGGAGUGUUCUACUACAUCAACAGUGUCGCCCUGAUUGAGGAUUUACCGCUGGAGGAGCAUUAUAGUACCCCGCAAGAAUUCUAUGCGGCCGCUGACGUCGCGUACAGUCAGAAUGCUUAUAACUGUUGGAUCGCUGCCUGUAUCUACGUCGUAACGCUGCUCGUCUCUGUACAGCAGUUCCAUGCAAACAGCCGCUCGACGGUCGCCUAAAUUCUCCCCUCCCAUUAGCACCAUCACAUCUUCAUACUCUCCCCUGCAAGAGCAAACAGCACCUUCGGGCAUAAUUUGAUAUGAAGGGCCGGUACUUCUAAAAACAAACAUGCGAAGCAACUGCUUUUAUCCUAUGAUGUAAAUAUGUGUUUGCCCCAAUCUGUUACCAGCCUCGUUUUCCCUUCGCUCUGCGAACAACGUACGUGUCUGCACAACAACAUUCCGUCGUCUUGUUUUGAAUUUCGGUUUCGGGCCCAGCAUUAACAUCAACAAAGGCCCAAAAAUUCUUCAGUUUCGUUUCCCUAGUCUGUGUUUCGACACCAGGCCACAUCAACAGAUGAUCGUAGUUUCGCCUGUUAGAGAACCAUUAUCAUUAUGAAGCCAUACAGUGAACAAAACGUGAACAAGUCCACACAACACACAUUAAAAACCAGUUCCGGAAGGUUCUUAUAAACCUACUAGAGGACACGAAACCGUUUUGUCUCCCUUCCAUCUCUGUAUGAGUGUACACUCUGAAGGAGUGAUAAAUGUAAAGAAACGGUAAAUAUAUUAUGAAAGUUUAAACCCAAAAACAGCAAUAGUGGCGUUAAGUUUGAAAGCAUUUCCCUACAUCCACCGAAUCGGAUUUAAAAGCGCUCCACUUGGUUCGAUUAUUGAUGUAAUAAACAGUAGUAAAAAAUAUGUUUUAUGUUGCAAUUUGUAUACAAUUCAUAACAACAACAAAAAAUGUCCCACAAUAUAUAUCUUUUGCUUGUUCUUUAUUUGCUG
Messenger RNA from Anopheles moucheti, 1180 nucleotides. RefSeq names its product ribonuclease kappa-B. Lineage: Eukaryota; Metazoa; Arthropoda; Insecta; Diptera; Culicidae. The record is from RefSeq and is a predicted model, not a curated record. Bases 125 to 412 code for a protein of 95 amino acids. The transcript is spliced from 3 exons. Gene Ontology annotation, molecular function: RNA endonuclease activity.